AUAAAAAUCUCUUGCACAGACACACACGCCACACCACACCACACAACACCACAGCAUAAUGGACAAAUUCAAUGAAGAAGUUCAAGAGCCAGUGAGUCCACAUGGACAAUAUUUCAAUAGCUCUGUGAUAUGUUCAUAUGUUUUUGGGUUUCUGGAAUUAGCUAUUCCAAUUGAUGACUCACAAACUAUGCCUUUGCUUAAAGAUGUCUUCCUUCCUAUCAAUCCACGUUUCUCCUCUAUUAUGGUAAGAGACAAAGAUGGUAAGAUGAGAUGGCAAAGGGUUGAAGUGAAGCUUGAAGAGCACAUAAAGAUUCCUAAAUUUCCUGAAACCACAAACUCAUCAUCAAUAUUAUAUGAUAAUUAUCUUAGUGACUAUGUAACAAGUAUUCUAACUUCAAGAACACCUCAAGAUAAACCCCUUUGGGAAAUUCAUUUGAUUAAAUAUCCAACAAGCAAUGCUAAAGGAACUUUGAUAUUCAAACUUCACCAUGCACUUGGUGAUGGUUACUCUCUCAUGGGUGCUCUUCUUUCUUGUCUUCAAAGAGCUGAUGAUCCUUCUCUUCCUCUAUCUUUUCCUUCACGACCACAAUUAAAUUCAAAAUAUGCAAAGAAAGGUUUGUUUAAGAAGUUAUGUUUAGAUAUCUCAUCCUUUUUUAGCUCCAUAUCAGAUUUUGGAUCAAGCUUAAUCAAGACAAGAAUGAUUGAAGAUGACAAAACACCUAUAAGAUCAGGAUAUGAAGGAACUGAAUCUCAGCCUUUUACUUUGUCAAACAUAUCAUUAUCUCUUGAUCAAAUCAAAGAGAUCAAAUCAAAGCUUGGAGUGACUAUAAACGAUGUGCUUAGUGGGGUGAUCUUCUAUGGGAUUAGGCUAUACAUGGAGGAAAUGAAUGAGAAGACAAAAAAAUCAAAUUCCACAGCUGUAGUAAUGCUCAACACAAGAAAUAUUGAAGGUUACCAAUCAUUGAAGGAAAUGCAAAAACCAGAGUCCAAAAGUCUUUGGGGAAAUCAAAUUUCUUUCUUACAAAUACCAAUACCUAAGCUAAGCCAAUCAGACCCUCUUGAGUUUGUUUGGAAAGCUCGUAAGUUAAUCAAAAGGAAGAGACGCUCUUUCGGUGUUUAUCUCAUAGGUUUGCUCUUGAAUUUGGAGAUGAAAUUAAAAGGGUCUGAGUCUGUAGCUAAAAUAAUCUAUAACACAAUGGGAAAUUCAAGUGUUGUUAUCUCUAACUUGGUAGGACCAGUAGAGAAAAUGGCUUUGGCAAAUCAUCCAAUAAAUGGAUUUUAUUUCACCAUGACAGGUGGACCAGAGAAUGUAGACAUUACAAUUAUGAGCUAUGUGAAAAUAUUAAGAAUCACAUUGAGAACAUUGAAAGGGUUCAUUGAUGAACGGAAAUUCAAAUUCUGCAUGGAGAAAGCAGUUGAAGUCAUAUUCAAAGCAGCUAUGGAGAUCUCGGAAAUACCUGUAAAAAAUUAAUUAGGACAUACAUGUAUUAAUUAUAAUAUACUUUGUAUUAUAUAUAAAUAAAUAUAAAUGAAGGUAUGAUUUAUUUCAAAAGAAAAUA
This is a messenger RNA of Medicago truncatula (barrel medic), 1559 nucleotides long. RefSeq names its product O-acyltransferase WSD1. Gene Ontology annotation, cellular component: plasma membrane. The transcript is spliced from 5 exons. Lineage: Eukaryota; Viridiplantae; Streptophyta; Magnoliopsida; Fabales; Fabaceae. The coding region runs from base 59 to 1471 and encodes 470 amino acids. The record is from RefSeq and is a predicted model, not a curated record. Gene Ontology annotation, molecular function: diacylglycerol O-acyltransferase activity. Gene Ontology annotation, biological process: triglyceride biosynthetic process.